Messenger RNA from Nerophis lumbriciformis (worm pipefish), 1338 nucleotides. The record is from RefSeq and is a predicted model, not a curated record. NCBI's taxonomy places the organism in Eukaryota, Metazoa, Chordata, Actinopteri, Syngnathiformes, Syngnathidae.
AUGAGGGCGCAUAAUACGUCCCUGCUGGACCCGAAAAAACUCCCAGACUGCUGGCCCCCAGAUGGCUUGAUGCCUGAGAGCAGCUACUGGCAGCUCUGCCCUCCCGCCAAGUCCAGCCUGCAGGGGGGGUUGCUGAGCUCUAGUUUCCCUCCCGGUCCUGUCCCCCUGGUGCCGCCCGAUGCCCACCUUCAGGAGGGGGGUGACCCCCUGGACGACGCCACCUCUCAGCCGCAGCAGCAGCGGCCUCUGGUGCCCAGCACUUCUGCGUCCGAGCUCUCCCUCCCUGGGGCGGCGGCCCCUCCAGGUCCAGCCCCGCCGCCGCCUCCUCCCCCACCACCCAAGCGCCACUGCCGCUCUCUGUCGGUCCCGGAGGACUUGUCACGCUGCCGCUACACGUGGCGGCCCAGCGCCUCACGGGUCUGGACUCCCGUCAGUCGCCAGCAGUGCCAUGGAGGAGCGGGCGCCACCGGUGUCACCGGUAUGGUAGCGGCGGGGGGCGGUGCCUGCCCGCUGCGCGCCCCGAGCUCCUCUCUGAACUCGUCCCUGCACUCGUCGUCCAGCCCCACCUUCUUCAGCUUAGCGCUUUCUCCCGAUUCGCCCCUACCCUGGAACUUCCCUUGGGACCCCAGCGAGGCGGCGGCGGGGGGUGGCGCCUGUUGCUGUUUCUUCCCCUCGCCCUCCUCCUGCUCCUCAUCACCCUCGCCGCUCCACCCCCCGCCGCCUCCCCAGCGACGGUUCUCCCUCUCACCGGUGCUCAUCAGAGAUUCGGCGGCCGUCGCCUUCCUUCCCCCGCCUCCCGUUCCCAGCCAAGCGGCGGCGCCCCCGCCAGCCGGGGCGUCAGGGGCCCCGGUGCCCGCCUCGCCCUCCUCGGCGUGCAGCACGCCAUCGUCUUUGCGCCGCAGCUUGCCGCCGCAACUACCCCGUUGCCACUCGCAGCCCUGUGACCUGCUGCUUCUCAAGCCAGGGUUGAAGAGGCGGCGCGACCCCGACCGCCCCUGUGCCCGUCCCGUCCUCGACUUCACCAAGAUGACUCAGACUCGCAGUAUCGACCCACAGUAUUUGGAACGCGGCGGCAGGCUGGCCUGCGGCGGCGACCUCUUCAUCGGCAUGGAGUCGUUCAUGGGCGACUUCCGGGGCUCGUGCUCGCCGGCCGAGUGUCUGGGCAGGUCCAGCAUCGGCCCGCUGAGCGAGAGCGACGAGGAGUGUCGCGAGAGCGACGAGGACGGCGAGGAAGACGAGGACGAGGAGGCGGACCAGCGCGAGGCGGCCCAGCAGCAACAGGCCGUCUUCGAGAGGGAUUGUACAGAACUGGACUUGAAUUUAAUCGAAGAAAACUGA